Molecule: messenger RNA, 4694 nt
Organism: Biomphalaria glabrata
Lineage: Eukaryota; Metazoa; Mollusca; Gastropoda; Planorbidae
Product: sushi domain-containing protein 2-like
Exons: 23
Coding region: 95-3580 (1161 amino acids)
Biological process (GO): cell-matrix adhesion
Source: RefSeq, a predicted model, not a curated record
UGUGAGAUAUCUGACUGACCUGCUUCUAUAGCGUGUUUUUUUUUUUUUUUUAAGUUGACUGACGUAAAGUUGAUUUGAACUAGAUUAAACAAAAAUGGCGCUUAGAGAAGCCGGCGUUUUAGGCGCUCUUUUUCUUAUAUGUGUUUUAUUUCCAGUCAAAGCCAGCCUUACCAAAGAGGCUCCACCUUCGAUGCAGACGCCACCCUUGUUUAACUUCGGAAGAGACCAUGGUGACAUUCAGUUCACGGAUUCAAGCGACCAUAAAAUCGAUCUUCCCUUCAAUAUCUCUUACUUCGGAACCAGUUACAAAACUUUGCAUAUCUCGGCUGAUGGAGUGCUCUCUUUUGAAAGACAGAUCAAUUACAUGGAAAAUGUCAAAUGGUGGGAAGGGGUGAGGAAAUCCAACAUUGACCUGCCAUUUAUUGCGCCCUAUUAUCACAGUGGAUUUCCUAUGCACGCGCUGGAGUCCACUGAGUACCAAGGAGAAAUAUUCUACAAAAUCUUUACACCAUCUAACCUUAGCAUCAAUGACCAUUACUAUUCAGAGAAAAAAUCUCUAGCGAACUAUCUGUCUAGCUAUCUCCCUGAUAGAGUGGUCAACCCUCCUUAUCAUUUUGAGGCCUCUCUUAUAAUCAUUGUGACGUGGCAUAACGUUGCGGCCAAACAAUUGGACAGUGACAAAGAGUGUACAAAAAAUCAACCGUGUCCGGGAGCAACAUUCCAGGCGGUUAUUGCGGCCGAUAGAGAGAGUACUUUUGUCAUCUUUAACUAUAAAGAGAUGAACAUAACUUUCCAUGAAACAUUUGUGGCGGGGUUUAAUGGAGGUGAAGGACGGGGCUGGUACGAUGUCAUUCCAUGUCAUGGUAAAUGCGGUCACUCGAUGAACUUGUCCAGGACCAAUGAGUUACCCAAUUUUAAAGGGAGUGACUACAAGGGAAGAUUCAUUCUGAACGUGGGCAAUGACCUCAUAGUUCGAGGUGGAUGUCUGCCAGAUGAAAUCAAAGCAGGUAUGCUGGAAGUGUAUCCCCUAGAAGUUGGUAUGUUUGGAGGGGAAAUGCUACAGGUUUCGGGUCGAUGCCGGCCUUCAAGCUCCAAGUUCUACUGCAAAUUCGGAGAUGACCAGCUCAUCACUGAAGGAAUCAUGGUGAACGUAGUCAAAGGUAACUGCCCAGUUCCAAUGAUGACCAAGAUAGGACCUGUGCAUGUAUCAUGGUCUUUCGACAGAAACAACUGGAGCUCUGAUAACAUAAUCACUGUUGUUUUACCAGAGAAAGUUGAUCUAAGUACAAACAUACAUAAGGACAUAAAGGAACAAUGGUACAGCCGAGAUGCAAAACAUAUUACCAUUCCCUGGGAUAGAACGAAAUUUAGUAGCUCUUCAGAAACUAAAGUUCACGUCAAGCUAUUGGGUUACAGAGAAACGGAUAGCACGGUGGAAUACAAAGAACUACAACAUUUUGGUGAAGUGCACAAUAGUGAUGGGAGAUAUGAACUCACAGUUGCAGAUCACCAAUGUAAAUCUAAUUGCAGGGAUUUUGAAAUAGGCCUUUUUGAAAUAUCUUUGCCAGUUGAACUGCAUGUGGAUGCUGUGGAAAGAGUUGCUAUCAGAUAUGGUCCAUUCCCAUUGGGCUGGUAUGUUAACUAUCAACUGGAAGAAGAACUUGGCUCAGAUUGGUCAGACACAUUAUGUCUAGAGUGGCGAGAUAGAGACUCAAAUCAUAAAGAGUGGUUAGAGGAUUUACUUCCAUGUCCAUGUAAUCUUGAUCAAGCACUGGCAGAUUUUGGACGUUUUCAACCAGAUCCUGGAUGCAAUCUGUACACUGGGAGCAAAUGUUAUUACCAUACAGAGGCUAAACAUUGUGUAAGAUCCAUUGUAACCACGAAAGAUGGAGCAGGAAACCAGUGUUGCUAUGGGAAUGACGGUAACUUGAUCUACUCUCAGCUGUCCUAUCAAGGAAGUACUCCUGACCGUAGUCAUGUCUGGGGUGCUGUGCCUUAUGGAAAGCCCAAUCUAGUUCCUUCACUCUCCCACUGGAAGCAUGAUGUGGUGAGCUAUUACUACUGCUGUCUUUGGAAUGCUAACCAACUAUGCUAUGAAUAUAUGGAGCUCAGGCCCACUACAGAUUGCAAAAAGUAUGAACCACCAGGCAUUGCUUUUCUGAGAGGUGACCCACAUAUUACUACAUUUGAUGGCCAGACCUACACAUUUAUAGGGAGCGGUGACUAUAAGAUGGUUGAAUUAGAGAAAGUUGUCACCAUUCUUGGAAGAUUUUCUUCUAGACCAAACGCCAAAGAAAUUGGUAUACAUUCUUGGAAGCCCAAGGUCCUUACAUCCAUAUAUAUACAAAAUGAAAAUGAGAAAGGAGGGGGAGAACGUAUUGAAAUUCAUCCAGCACCAGAACGAACUAAUAGACCCCACGGACUUGAUAUCAGAGUUGGAAACACCCGCAAAUUUUUCUUUAAUGAGUCCACCUUAUGGCAAGAUUUUGAAGGAUAUUCAAUUGUGAACAAUGCACUUCCUGGUCACACCAACAGGCAUGAUAACUUCACUGUAUUACUGAACAAUAAUAUUGGAGUGAAUGUGCUGGGUGUCAAUGGACUGCUUCAUCUCAUGGUGGCUCUUCCUUCGCAGUUGAAGAGUCCUAAAGGUUUAGGAUUGCUCGGCAACUUUGAUGACCAUACUGGUAAUGAUUAUAUAUCAUAUCAAGGUGGAGCUAUAUCUCCUAAUGCAGACAAAGCUAAGCUCCAUGAAGAAUUUGCAAAGUCUUGGGCAGUGCAAAAAGAGCACUCUCUUUUUCCUUUUCCCAAAGAUCCUGAAGUAUUUGAAGAGGGCAGUCGCUACUUUGAAUUUAAAGAUCUUCCAGAUAGUCCGGAUGGGCUUUCAAAUAGUGCACUGAGUGGAGUUUGUGGAAAUAAUGAACACUGCAUGUAUGAUUAUAAAAUCAGUGGAAGCCGAGAGAUUGCUAUGUCAACUUUGGCGGCUAAUACCUUAUUCAGUUAUGUGAAAUCUUCUAUAUUUAAAGUUGAGAAUUGUGGACUCCCAGAAGUUGGGAAACUGGCAGAAUUAAAUCAUUACAAUUUCUCUGUUGGGCAUGAGAUCAAAAUAACAGGAUGUAAAGAAAAUAGAAAUUUUAUUGGUGGUGAAACAAUGCUGAAGUGUGUACGAGAAAGACUGGAUGAAGCUGAGAAAGAAGACAGAAAUGAUUAUGGAGACAUCAAGCAAGAUCUUAAAGACAAUGUAAAGUACAUUACUCACUGGGUGCCUAGACCAUCAGAAGUGUGUUCAGCUGAAGAAUCCUCUGAUGCUAGUUUAGGCCUGUACAUUGGAAUAGCUGUUGGUGCAGCUGUCCUUCUUAUCAUCAUCAUCAUUAUCGUAGUCAUUGUUGUCAAGAAAAGGAAGACUGGAAAAGCUAGAACUGGCAAAGAAAAACCAACACCAGCCUCCCGGGUGAAGAGGGAAGAGGUGAAAGACCCAGAAGCUGCUGAAGCUAUGUUGGGAGAAGUGAAUCAGAGAAGUCCAGUGUACAAGCCCAGUAAAGACGCUGUGAGAAUGUCUGAAGUUCAAGGUCAGGCAGUGUAACUACAGAGUUCACACUACAGUCUGUCCAAAGUGUUGACUGAUGAUCUAGUGGAAAAUGAAUUUUUUGUUUUUUGUCAAGAUGGACAGCUUUUUAUAGUUUUAAAAAAUAUUAUCCAGUUGGAAAUAUUUGUGUGUGUGUGAAAUGUUUUGUUGUUAGCUUGUGUUUUAUUAAAACGCAGGAAAAAAAUGUUAUUCAAACAAAAUGUUUACCUCUACUUGUAUCUUGGCAAGAGCUAGGACUUUGGAAUGAAUGAAAUAAAAAGUAGCAGGAUGAAUUAUACACUUAUAGGUGCAUUUGUUUUGACAUUCAAAUCUGAAUAGUUUCAUUUGUUUUUGGUCUAUCAUCAAAUAAAAAUUUUUGAUACUUAAGCUCUUCAUCAGUCAUCAUCAAACUCCGAGUGAAGGCUUGAGAGGCUCAAAUCCUCUCUUGCAAAAGCCCUGGACAGAAACCCUGCUGUUAUUUGUAGUCCAUGUCUGUAACCAAAAAGCUCCUAAAGACAUUCAUGAAAAACAGCUGACACUUAACUCUUUGACUCUGGAAUAGCAUUUCACAUGUGAAAUAAUGCUUCCUUGCCAGCUUUGAUGACAUACACUAUGGCCGGUCAAAUCAGUGAGGGUCAUUACAGAGUCAAAGAGUUUGAACUCACAAAACAAAAUGAUCCUUUUGGUUCAUUUAAUACAAUAACUAUUAAUGACUGCUUGGUCAUGUGGUAUUUGCUUUGGACCGUUGUCAUGAUGUCCAGGGUUUGAACUCUGUCUUUCUGCAGCAGGUUUGGGCUAGGGUAUAAUAAUCUCCCUUUCUUAAAGAACUGAAACUGUCAAGUCAAUCCACAAAAACAAAUGACAACACAUUCAUAGAAAAAUAUCAUUUACACUGUAGUAUUUCUAGAUCAAUGUUCUUUAACUUUCUCACGACUGCCAUUUUUGCCAUAUAGAAAUGUUUUAAGUACAUAUAUGUUGGAAUAUUAUGUGUCUGGCAGCACUUAUUGCCAAACAUAUCUAUAGUUUGUCUUGUUUUUAGUGUCAAUUUGCUUUGUAAAUAUAUCACUGAGUUUUGUGUUGUUUUUUUUUUUGUUUCAAAGUCCAUGCUUUUACAUUAAAAUAUUUUAUAGAA